Messenger RNA from Indicator indicator, 1989 nucleotides. RefSeq names its product sphingomyelin phosphodiesterase 3 (gene SMPD3). Gene Ontology annotation, cellular component: cytoplasm; extracellular region. NCBI's taxonomy places the organism in Eukaryota, Metazoa, Chordata, Aves, Piciformes, Indicatoridae. The coding region runs from base 1 to 1989 and encodes 662 amino acids. Gene Ontology annotation, biological process: sphingomyelin metabolic process. The record is from RefSeq and is a predicted model, not a curated record. Gene Ontology annotation, molecular function: sphingomyelin phosphodiesterase activity. The transcript is spliced from 7 exons.
AUGGUUUUAUACACUUCCCCAUUUCCCAACAGCUUUCUGUCAGUUCUGCAUUCUUUUUCCUGGGGCCUGAUUUUCCCAUGUUACUGGUUAGCAGAUAGGCUUGUGGCCUCUUUUGUUCCAACCACCUAUGAAAAACGUCAAAGAGCAGAUGAUCCAUGCUAUUUCCACGCGCUCUGCAUCAUUAUCACCACUCCCAUCUACUUGGCACUAUUGGUAGCCUCUCUUCCUUUUGCUCUCGUUGGCUUUGUGUUAUGGUCCCCACUGCAGUCAGCCAGAAGGCCGUACAUCUACUCGAGGCUAGAAGACAAGCACCAUGCCAAUGGAGCCACGCUGCUCACUGAAUGGAAGGCUGCAGGGAAUGGGAAGAGCUUCUGCUUUGGCAGUGCCAAUGUUUGCCUGCUGCCAGAUUCUCUGGCAAGAUUUAAUAACGUUUUCAAUACACAGGCUAGAGCUAAAGAGAUUGGCCGGAGGAUCCGAAAUGGGGCAAGCAGACCACAGAUCAAAAUAUAUAUAGAUUCUCCUACCAACACAUCCAUCAGUGCCGCAAGUUUUAGCAGCUUGGUCUCCCCCCAGGGUGGAGAUAACACUAAUCGGACUGUUAAUGCUGGCAUCAAAAGGACAACAUCAAUGGAGUAUAAAGGAGACAACACUGGCUCAAACAACAGUGAGGAUUGUAGAGAAGAUAAAGGUGGAGCUGGAGAGCCAAAUGAGGGAGAAGAAAAUACUUGCAUUGUCCGCAUAAACGGAGAGGAUAACGGCCACGUGUCAGACACAGAAACAGAUACCGUCAAUGGCCAAGCUCAUGCCAGCAGCCCCGCAGAGCCCUCAGUGGAAGGUGAUGCAGAGCUCUCAAAAACACCAAACCACAAACAGAAGGAAGGAGACUCUGGGAGUUUAGACAGCUACUCUGCCUCACGAGAGUCCUUAGUUAAGGUUCGUGUUGGAGAUGGUACAGUGGACCAAAGCACUGUCAACAACAAGCUCCUCUACAAAGCUUCAAUCAUGAAGAAGACUUCAGUGCGGAAAAAGAAACACACAGAUGAGACCUUUGAUCAUGAGAUCUCUGCUUUUUUCCCUGCCAAUUUGGACUUCCUGUGUUUGCAGGAAGUGUUUGACAAAAGAGCUGCAGAGAAAUUGAAAGAGCAGCUUCAUCACUAUUUUGAAUACAUUGUCUAUGAUGUUGGGGUCUACAGUUGCCAUGGCUGCUGUAGCUUCAAGUUUGUGAACAGUGGUCUACUUUUUGCCAGCCGCUAUCCAGUUAUGGAUGCCGCCUAUCACUGUUACCCCAAUGGAAGAGGAAUGGACUCCUUGGCUUCCAAGGGAGCCUUGUUUCUCAAGGUGCAAGUGGGAAGUACACCUCAGGACCAAAGAAUUGUGGGAUACAUUUCCUGCACUCACUUGCAAGCUAUUGCAGGAGAUACUACUGUUCGAUGUGAGCAGCUGGAUAUGCUUCAAGAUUGGCUGUCUGAAUUUAGAAAAUCUACCUCCUCCUCCAGUACAGCCAAUCCAGAGGAGCUGGUGGCUUUUGAUGUAGUAUGUGGAGAUCUCAACUUCGAUAACUGCUCCUCUGAGGACAAGCUGGAGCAACAGCACUCUCUGUUUACACGCUACAAAGACCCAUGUCGAAUUGGUCCUGGGGAGGAUAAACCAUGGGCAAUUGGUACCUUGUUGGAUCCUGAAGGAUUGUAUGAUGAAGAGGUGUGCUCUCCAGAUAACCUACAGAAGGUGCUGGAAAGUGAAGAAGGAAGGAAAGCGUAUUUAGUCUAUCCCACCAGCAAGAACCACAGUUCCAGUCAGAAGGGGAGGAAGGCAUCACUGAAAGGAAAUGGGAGGAGGAUUGACUAUAUGCUCUACACAGAAGAAGGUCUCUAUCUGGAAUGGAAAGUGGAAGUGGAGGAGUUCAGCUUUAUUACCCAGUUAGCAGGCUUGACAGACCACCUACCAGUAGCAAUGCGCCUCGUGGUGUCUACAGGAGAAGAUGACCCUUAA